AUGCCCGCCUCACCCCCCAAGAGCCCCCGUAAACGACCACUCUCUCACGUCAACGGCUCACCUCCCUCGCCAUCCUCCUCCAAACGCACCAUGGCCCGCAAGUUCCCUCCAGGAGGCCACCUGGCGCUCGGCUGUGAGGGCUCGGCCAACAAGCUCGGCCUCGGCGUCAUCCAUCACGCUGCGACCGGCGAGGCGACGAUCCUCUCCAAUGUGCGCCACACGUUCGUGUCCCCGCCAGGCACGGGGUUCCUGCCCAAGGACACGGCGGCGCACCACCGCGCCCACUUUGUGCCGCUGGCGCUGCGGGCGCUCGCCGACGCGGGGGUCGGGCCCGGCGACCUCGCGUGCGUGUGCUUCACGCAGGGGCCCGGCAUGGGCGCGCCGCUGGCGUCGGUGGCCGUCGGCGCGCGCACGCUCGCGCUGCUCUGGGGCCUGCCGCUCGUGGGCGUCAACCACUGCGUCGGCCACAUCGAGAUGGGCCGCACCAUCACGGGCGCCGCCAACCCCGUCGUGCUCUACGUCAGCGGCGGCAACUCGCAGGUCAUCGCCUACGCCGAGCAGCGCUACCGCAUCUUUGGCGAGACGCUCGACAUCGCCGUCGGCAACUGCCUCGACCGCUUCGCCCGCACCCUCGCCAUCAGCAACGACCCCGCCCCCGGCUACAACAUUGAGCAGCUCGCCAAGCGCGGCCGCCGCCUGCUCGACCUGCCCUACGCCGUCAAGGGCAUGGACUGCUCCUUCUCCGGCAUCCUCGCGAGCGCCGACGUGCUCGCCGCCCAGAUGCACGCCGCCCGCGCCCGCGGCGACGACCCCCUGCCCUUCACGCCCGAGGACCUCUGCUUCACCCUGCAGGAGACCGUCUUCGCCAUGCUCGUCGAGAUCACCGAGCGCGCCAUGGCCCACGUCGGCAGCAGCCAGGUCCUCAUCGUCGGCGGCGUCGGCUGCAACGAGCGCCUCCAGGAGAUGAUGGGGCUCAUGGCCCGCGACCGCGGCGGCAGCGUCUACGCCACCGACGAGAGGUUCUGCAUCGACAACGGCAUCAUGAUUGCCCACGCCGGUCUGCUGGCGUACAACACGGGCUUUCGCACGCCGCUCGAGGACAGCCAGUGCACGCAGCGCUUCAGGACAGACGAGGUACAUAUCAAAUGGAGAGACUGA
This is a messenger RNA of Verticillium nonalfalfae, 1158 nucleotides long. RefSeq names its product putative tRNA threonylcarbamoyladenosine biosynthesis protein kae1 (gene KAE1). Gene Ontology annotation, biological process: tRNA threonylcarbamoyladenosine modification. The coding region runs from base 1 to 1158 and encodes 385 amino acids. Gene Ontology annotation, cellular component: cytoplasm; EKC/KEOPS complex. The record is from RefSeq and is a predicted model, not a curated record. Lineage: Eukaryota; Fungi; Ascomycota; Sordariomycetes; Glomerellales; Plectosphaerellaceae. The transcript has a single exon.